AUGCUACGCUUCCGUUACCACGGAAAUAUCGACGACGUCGACGAGUCUGUGGUACUAUCCCAGCAGGCCUUAGUCCUCCUCCCAGAACGCCAUAUAGACCGGCCGGGCGCGCUGAAUCUUCAUGCAGAGGCGCUCAUUGCCCGCUUUCAUGUUGCUAGCCAGCCCGAGGAUUUAUCUGAAGUCAUAGAGUUCCACCGUGCCGCACUCGAUCAACGACCUGUUGGGCAUACUUCGCGCGAUAUUAGCCUGAACAACUUGGCGAUUGCCCUUCGUCUGCAAUACGAACGCAUGGCACCAGGUGAUCGUCAGCCGUACUUGCAGGAAGCGAUUGAACUACAACAAGAGGCUCUGCACCUUCGACCUCCCGGAAACCCGGACAGAGAGUCUUCUGUCUCUAAUCUU
Molecule: messenger RNA, 402 nt
Organism: Stereum hirsutum FP-91666 SS1
Lineage: Eukaryota; Fungi; Basidiomycota; Agaricomycetes; Russulales; Stereaceae
Exons: 1
Molecular function (GO): protein binding
Source: RefSeq, a predicted model, not a curated record